AUUUAAUGACCAUGCUUAAUAGUGUGCAUGGGUUUUAGUUUGUCCUCCUGUGUGGCUGGGCAAUAUUUGCUCUUGAAGCGUGAGCUCUCGAGAAAACGGUUGGUUUAUAUCGCAAAGUUUGGGGAAAAUCGGCCUUUAGAAUUUUGCGAGCAAGAUUAUGAGGCUUCUGGGGUUUCAGAUCCAACGUCGACUACAUAGCACGAAACGUCUGCUGCAUUGAGAAUGGGUCUGGAGCUUCUGAUGCUAUUUUUACAUGCUAUGCAAGUCUCAGAUUUUCAAAACCGAGACAGUCCUAACAGAAGUCACUGAGAUUCUUUAUACCCGUCUCUUUUUGCAUGGUGAGGUACAACUUGCUAAUGCUUUCUGUAGCAUAGUUACCAAAAGCAAACGCUGAAAUAGACCACCACAGCCUUUCAGAGGAGCUGGUUGGCCAGGGCGUUUUGUAUUGUGCAAAGGUCCCUCUCGAAAGUUGCAUCACGCUUUUUCUGUUCCACGGUUAAAUGGAUUGCAGACUGUCGCAGGGCUCCCUGUAUGUGUUUGUUGACACUCUGCAAUGAAGAAGAUGAGGAAUCUCCCUUCUCCAGUGUUUGUUACACAAUGGAUGUCUGCUCAGGCCCUUUAAAAGUCCAGAGCCUUAGAAACCUCUUGGAAAAGACUUGUAUACGCAGUGGAUAGCAAUAAACCCCAACGUCCUCUCCACCCCUUCCACUUAAUAUUGCUGUUCAUAUUGAAUCCAUAUCGUGUUCUCUAAGUUUACAUAUUUAAUUUUCUCUUACAGUAGAAAACACUAUUUAUUGCAAUCGAAGCAUUAGUACCUCAUUUUGUUUUGUAAGUUAUAUUUUGUAAAUUAUAUAUUUUGUAAGUCUUUGAAAUUCAAAGGAAAAACAAAACCCCAGUAAGAUUGUGAAAACCACACCACCAGACAAAUGGAAUCCACUUCUUUGACAACUCUUGUGGCCACGACCCUGGCCCCUUUGGUUGAAGGCCCUCUGACAGCGUACCUCUGGCUGCUGAUCUUGGGCUUCAUCAUCGCCUUUAUCCUCGCGUUCUCCGUCGGUGCCAACGACGUGGCAAACUCAUUUGGCACGGCGGUGGGCUCGGGGGUCGUCACCCUGAGGCAGGCCUGCAUCCUGGCCACCGUGUUUGAGACGGUGGGUUCGGUGCUGCUGGGCGCUAAAGUGAGCGAGACCAUACGGAAGGGCAUCAUCGACGUUCAGAUGUACAACGGCUCGGAGCACUACCUGAUGGCUGGGUCUGUCAGCGCCAUGUUUGGUUCUGCCGUGUGGCAGUUAUUCGCUUCAUUUUUGAAGCUUCCGAUCUCUGGGACGCACUGCAUUGUGGGAGCAACUAUAGGCUUUUCCUUGGUAGCCAAGGGACAGGAAGGGGUCAAAUGGUUCGAGUUGCUUAAAAUCGUACUUUCCUGGUUCAUCUCCCCUCUCCUGUCUGGCAUCAUGUCUGCUGUUCUCUUCUUCCUCGUCCGUUUGUUCAUCCUGCGUAAGGAGGACCCUGUGCCCAAUGGGCUGAGAGCCCUCCCCGUUUUCUACGCUUGCACUAUUGGGAUCAACCUCUUCUCCAUCAUGUUCACAGGAGCCCCACUGCUCGGGUUCGACAAGCUUCCUACAUGGAGUAUCCUCUUGAUCACGCUGGGCUGCGGGGUCAUCACCGCCAUCGUUGUGUGGUUUGUGGUCUGCCCCCGGCUAAAGAAGAAGAUUGAGCGAGACAUCAAAUCCAGCCCUUCUGAGAGCCCUCUGAUGGAGAAGAAGAACAGUGACAUGCAUUCUAUUCUCCAAGCUGUCCCCGAAGAGCCCGGCAGGAUUCUGUCUGAGACCAAGAGCCCCACACCGGACCACACAUCCUUGCUGCUAAACACCCGGCCCCCAGCAGAGGAGCGCACCAUCUCCUUCAACAUCGGGGAUUCGGAGGACUGCGAUGAGAAGGAGGGCAGGGACACCACCGCUGAUCUCAAUGUGGUUCAGAACGGCGGGCAUGUGCAGUUCAGCAACGUCACCAGCCACAUCCCCAGCAACGGCUACAGCCAGUACCACACUGUGCACAAGGACUCCGGCCUCUACAAGGACCUCCUGCACAAGCUGCACCUGGCCAAGGUGGGCGACUGCAUGGGCGAGUCCGGGGACCGGCCCAUGAGGCGCAACAACAGCUACACCUCCUACACCAUGGCCAUCUGCGGGAUGCACAUGGACCUCUUCAAGCCGCGGGACGGCGAGGGGAAGAGCGGGGCCUCGGCCGAGGAGGGAGACAAGGACAAGGCGGCAACCCACAGCGCCGAGCACAGCAAGAAGAGGGUGCGCAUGGACAGCUACACCAGCUACUGCAACGCCGUGGCCGAAGCCAACGUGCCAGAGGGCCUGGAGGAGAGCGAGGUGAAGCUGGAGAUGGGCAUGGGCGACCGGAAGAGCAGUGAUGGCUCCCUGGAGGACUGCCUGGACAAGGACAAGCCUGCGGUCUCCCUGCUUUUCCAGUUCCUGCAGAUCCUCACCGCUUGCUUCGGCUCCUUUGCUCACGGAGGCAAUGACGUCAGCAAUGCCAUCGGGCCCCUGGUUGCUUUGUGGCUGGUGUAUGAGAGUGGCCAGGUGGCGUCCAACACCCCAACUCCCAUCUGGCUGCUGCUGUUUGGUGGCGUCGGGAUCUGUGCUGGCCUGUGGGUCUGGGGCAGGAGAGUCAUCCAGACGAUGGGCAAGGACCUCACCCCCAUCACUCCUUCUAGUGGUUUCAGCAUCGAGUUGGCGUCGGCUUUGACUGUGGUGAUUGCCUCAAACGUCGGUCUGCCAAUCAGCACAACACACUGCAAGGUGGGCUCUGUUGUUUCUGUUGGCUGGCUGCGCUCCAAGAAGGCCGUAGACUGGCGUCUCUUCCGCAACAUCUUCAUGGCCUGGUUCGUCACCGUGCCCAUCUCCGGUCUCAUCAGCGCCGCCAUCAUGGCCAUCUUCAAGUUCGUCAUCUUCCGCUCCUGAGCACUGCCAGGGCGCUCGCGCUGUGGCACUGGGGAGGUGGAGAUCAGAAUUUUAAUCAGUCAUGCUUUCUAAUGGCAGGGUUGGCACGGGACUGAGGUUUUUCAUAGGCGAUUAAUGCGGCUUCAGUCACUGAGAAAUUAGUUGCUCUGUAUUAAUGUGCUUUAACUCCUUAGGUGUAUGAAUAACCCACUCGAGAUGCUGUACAUUUUUGCCAAUCAGACAAAAAAAAAAAUAGCUCUACUUUGUAUUUUGUAAUUAUGUAUAUACAGUAACUUUUUUUUUAUACACAUACGAGUUAAGUGUCAGAAUUACACACAGUAUUAGGUUGUUUUUCUUUGAUUUCCCUAAGUGAGUACAUAGCAGUGAAGCUACUAAUGCCAUCCUCAGUGGGCGUCGCUGCCAUUUUAUUCAUGAGGAUGGCACAGGACUGCAGCAGGUACCUGAUCUACAUACAUCUGCCUUAAAACAAAGAACAGUGUUCAGAAGCGUACAGGUGUGGAUGGGUGUGCACAAGGUCUGGUGAUCAUAGUAGUUGUCUACGACAGCUGGUUCUAGUUGCCAUUCCAAAGCUUUAAAUCUCACAAGCAGAGAAGGGACUUAGUUUUGGGUGUUAGAAAACUCAUUGACUAUGGAUGCGCACAUGUUCUGGGGAUCUUUGGUUUAGAGUUGAUGUGGUUUUGGGUCUGAUGUUUGAGUUAGGUGCCACUGAAGCAGUCAAGUGCAGCUGCUGAGAUAGCUGGGUCUUGUGCAUGCUACCAUUCCCACACCGUUUUGGACUGCUUUAUAGCCAAGUCCUGUUAGUGUUUGUUUAAUCGGCAAGAAAAAAAGAUCACAUUAUAGAGUGGUGAAGUGUGAUCUUGGAAAUAGAAGAAACUUUUGAAAAGGUUUUUUUUUUCCAAAGGGGAUUUUUUAAACUUCAUUAUUUAGUGACAUUAUCAAAUGUGUAGCUGGUGCUUUGGGUUUUUUUUCCUUAAGGACCUUUUGUCUGCAGCCGUGCAAUAUAUCAAAAGGCUAUUACUGUUGUAAGCACCUGCUUCUAGUGAGUUUGUAAAGUUUGCAGUCUUUCAAUUCGAUGGCCUUAGGGUGACCUCAAAAUCUCAUCUUUUUAAUUUGAAGUUUUAUAUUCAAAAGGAGCAAAAUAAGACUAGCUGAUGCUUAAGACGUUGUCCUUGAAACCAAACAUCUACAAAGCGCACAAAUGGGUCCAGCAGACUGAUGAAACAGCUCUCGUUUCUUCUUGCCGUAGUCUAUAGACCACACCUGGGGGGGGGUCUUUUUCAGAACGAUGGUUGUUUUGCAUGCAGGUACCAAAGAGAAACAAGUGCUGCCAAUCUGUAUACACUUUCUUUAAGUCUUCCGAUGUGACUGGACAUAAGGAAAAAAUAAAGAUUUUUUUUUUAAACUCUA
Messenger RNA from Lepisosteus oculatus (spotted gar), 4379 nucleotides. The record is from RefSeq and is a predicted model, not a curated record. Lineage: Eukaryota; Metazoa; Chordata; Actinopteri; Semionotiformes; Lepisosteidae.